Molecule: messenger RNA, 543 nt
Organism: Lactuca virosa
Lineage: Eukaryota; Viridiplantae; Streptophyta; Magnoliopsida; Asterales; Asteraceae
Source: the annotation of a GenBank genome assembly
AUGGUCACUUCUAAACGAACACCACGUCAGAAAAAGAAGAGAAGAGGGAGUCGCUCGCUCAGGUUACCGUUAGGACCAGAAGAGAAGAAUGCCAAAGAUCGCCGACGUCAAAUCCAAGCCAGAUCGACGAGGAAGCCUCUCAGAGACGUCUCAAAUGGUGGUUUCAAAUCUUCCGUUCGUAAUCCGGUAAUUCAGAAAUCGACCGCCGAUACCCAACAGCAAGAUCCGUUUACAAUUUGUGGCGACGGCGCAAGCCGAGACCCACUCGAUCGACUUCUCCUUGUUCACUCCGAUCUCUCCGUCCUCAUUCACCAGAUCGAUGAACUUGUAGUACAAGCAUUGGAACAAAAAGUGAGGAACAAGAAAGAAAUUGAAUCUUUUGCUCACCUAUUGAACAAAAUGCAAACCUCACUAAAGGUACACAUAGCCAAUAUUUUCAGUACCCUUCUCACAUUCCCAUUGUGUAUCAUUCUAACCUUCUUCAUUGAUUUCCCAAACACAGCCAUGGAUUCCAAGAUUCCAGAAAUUUCUUUCAACCAAUGA